AUGCAUUUAAAGGCAGCAUACCAUGAAUCUGGGGUGGUACGGGUUUCACGUGAAGCAUCGGUAUACGGGGUCGUAGAUUACGGAGACCGGGUCGUAUUUACGUGUACCCACCUACAGACGGCGUCAAUAAUUCGGAAUUUUUGCUUGCGAUCGUUCAUAUAUGAGAUGGUGACUGCUCCAGAUGCAUUUCAUUACGCUUAUUCCGCUUCAGAUUCGAAAAUUAUCUGUGCACUAAGUAGUGUAACGUCCAGAGAUGAGAAAGAAGCUCCGAUUUCCGGAUCUUUUGGAAUGUUCCACGAACUCGUACCAACAUUACAACUGGCGUACUCGAAUCCUGUGAUUCGGCAAUUACUGAUCGAGAUGCAUGUCAUUUUCGAGAAGUGUCGUCAUUCGGCUCAACUUGGAAGGAUGACCACUCUCGAAACCCUUUCAAUUUCACGUGAAUACCGAUCAGCAUUGCUUCAUUGCGCUGAUGAAAUUGGAGGCGAGGAUGAGAAUGUACACAUGCGUGAUUUCACGAUAUGGAGCUUGUUUGAAACAAUGUUUUUCAAGCAAGGAGAUACUCCAAUUUGCCUUGAUCUGAUCUCAUGGGGUCUAGAAUCAUUCACAUUUAUUGAUAAACUCAUACAAAAAACAUUCAAGGAAUUGGAUGAAGGCGUUGCAGUAGGCUGCGGGAGUUAUUGGAGAACGGUGUGUAUGGUGUUAAUAGGAUGUCGCUUUGACACGUGCAUUGACUUCUUAAGUCUGAUAAAAGGUGACAAGGCGGUCGAAAGAUUCAUCACUGUAUUGAGCAGUUUGGACUGGAAUUGGCUAACCGAUGACGGAAAAAUACCUAAAUUGGACAGAUGGAAACAUGAAUUGGGCUCUCUUCUAACUUCUGGUGCAUUCGAUAGUAACCGAAACAUACUUUUCUUGGCGCAGUUGCUGAAUGGUGAUAGGAAGAACUUGGAGCGAGCAGCAUCAGCCGUAAUUGGAGAGUGGUGGCACAUCAUGCCUUUUUAUACUUUCGUAAAAAAUGCUACUGUGGCAUACAACGAACUAGCACCAGUAGCCGAGGAGUGUCGAAAACUAUUCAGUAAUGUCGAAGAAUGUGGGAACGGUGAUUUUGAUCCCUUCUUAUCCAUUUUCUGCAUGAAAGACAUUUCAGUUUUGCAGAAUCUUAUCUCAAAUCCUUGGCUGUCUGUACAUCUUAUUGACAUAUUGUUACACACUGAUUCUGAGUAUGCUUCCAUGUCGACGCUUGUUGAAAUUCGCGACUUCCUUCUGAUGGAUUAUGCGUCAGGCUUGAUUCAGAAUAGUUGUUUGUGGGAAGUCGGGGCCGAUUAUCUGUUGCACUGCGGGUCCGAAGGCCGAUUACGACUCGAGAACCACAUCGAAGCUAUGCAUAUUGAAGAUGAAGCUAUGGCUGAAAAUUUAAUGCGCAUUUGUGUGGAGCAAGAAUUGGACGACUCAAAGGCAUGCAUAGUGAACACUAUGACAUAUAGGUACUUGCGAGAAGGGGAAUGGAGUGCGGCUCUAUCAUGGGCCUUACGCGGUGGUCGAGGACCUGCGUUAGACACGGCUGUUAAUCAAAUAGUGUGGCAUGCAGAGAAAAAUGAGCUCGCUACUUUGAGCCUGCUGGACCAUUUGGCUGAUUACGUGGCAGAGCUAGAAUCUCCGUCUCUUGCCUUCCUCUUCAACUACUACAGAUUCCACCGAUCUCUCAGUGUUGGCGACGUCAGAAUUGCUGCUCCGAUUCUCGUAUCGCUUAUUUCAUCAACAAAUGUUCCGCUCGCGUUCCAUAAGAUACUGUUCGGCUAUCUCUUGCUUAUUCUAGCCGACGCACCGCAGGUCCAAAUCCCUCCGGAGAACCUUCACGAGUUGGUGUCAUUUUUCCGACAAUACUCCAUCGACAAUCACGACAACUUGGAGGACUCAUCAGAGGAUACACUACGAUCGUUAAAGCAUCUCCUACUUAUGCGGUUAGCAGAUGCAGAAAUGGCUUCAAUGCAGUUCCGCAGACUCUUCACAUUUUCCAGAAAUGCUUUGCAAGUCUUCGAAAGUCGCAGGGGACACUCUUAUUGCGUUGACCCUUCUAUUGGCCUUGAUGCUGACGUCGUGGAAGUUCAAAAAGUGGCUAGUGAUUUUGCUAGGAAAGAAAUGUAUCCGAACAUGGCAAAAUGGGACAAAGAGGAAUACUUUCCUGUCGAGGUGAUGAGACAUGCCGGAGAAUUGGGAUUUGGAGCUAUUUACUGCAAAGAGGAUUUCGGCGGAAGUGGUUUGAGCCGGCUGCACGCAUCUGUGAUUUUCGAGCAACUCUCCACUGGAUGUGUUUCGACUGCUGCUUACAUGAGUAUUCACAACAUGGCAACCUGGAUGAUCGAUACAUGGGGUCCGGAAGCGUUGCGUGAAAAGCACGUCCCAUCCUUGGCAACCUUCCAACAUUUCGCCUCGUACUGCUUGACGGAGCCAAAUUCUGGGUCUGACGCAGCGAGCAUACGGACCUGUGCUCGGCGCGAAGGUGAUUAUUACGUGGUAAACGGAUCGAAAGCAUUCAUCAGUGGAGCAGGAUCAUCUGAUGUCUAUGUGGUGAUGCUUCGCCAUGAUGGACAGCCGGGUGCGAAGGGGAUUUUCUGUUUGUUAAUUGAAGACGGCAUGGAAGGAUUCAGUCAAGGGAAAAAGGAAAGCAAACUCGGCUGGAACACUCAACCCACUCGUAUUCUCACAUUCGAAGACGUUAAGGUGCCAGUUACGAAUCAGAUUGGACCAGAUAACUACGGUUUCAAUAUGGCUAUGGAAGGUUUAAAUGGCGGUAGAGUGAACAUCGCUAGCUGCUCGUUAGGAGCCGCUCAGCAAAGUCUUGAUCUAGCAAUUGCUCACUUGAAGGUGCGGAAACAGUUCGGCAAACGACUCGCUGACUUCCAGUGGAAUCAGUUCAAACUUGCUGAGUUGGCUACAAAAUUGCACACCAUUACGAAUCAGAUUGGACCAGAUAACUACGGUUUCAAUAUGGCUAUGGAAGGUUUAAAUGGCGGUAGAGUGAACAUCGCUAGCUGCUCGUUAGGAGCCGCUCAGCAAAGUCUUGAUCUAGCAAUUGCUCACUUGAAGGUGCGGAAACAGUUCGGCAAACGACUCGCUGACUUCCAGUGGAAUCAGUUCAAACUUGCUGAGUUGGCUACAAAAUUGCACACCAGUAGAUUAAUUGUGCGCGAUGCAACACGUCACCUGGAUGCCAACAAUAUCCACAAAGCUUCUUUAUGCGCAAUGGCAAAGUUUCACGCCACUGAGAACUGCUCGCAGGUAGUCAACCAAGCUUUGCAAAUGUUUGGUGGCUACGGAUUCCUCAAGGAUUACCCACUGCAGCAAUAUCUUCGCGACAUACGGGUGCAUGAAAUUCUGGAAGGAACGAAUGAGAUAAUGCGACUAAUUAUCGGACGUGAUCUGCUUUCAAACGAAACGUUCGGAUCUACGUAG
Necator americanus (New World hookworm) is the source of this 3453-nucleotide messenger RNA. RefSeq lists its product as uncharacterized. Lineage: Eukaryota; Metazoa; Nematoda; Chromadorea; Rhabditida; Ancylostomatidae. The transcript has 31 exons. Gene Ontology annotation, biological process: mRNA export from nucleus; protein import into nucleus; positive regulation of DNA-templated transcription. Gene Ontology annotation, cellular component: mitochondrion; nuclear pore outer ring. The coding region runs from base 1 to 3453 and encodes 1150 amino acids. The record is from RefSeq and is a predicted model, not a curated record. Gene Ontology annotation, molecular function: acyl-CoA dehydrogenase activity; structural constituent of nuclear pore; flavin adenine dinucleotide binding.